AUGUCCCAUUUAACGGGCGCGGAACGCUCCCGUGACAGCUGGUGGCCACACGGGAGACAGGAAAGCAUGGCCACGCUAGUGCUACCGCUGGUGUCUGCGGGCAACGUGCCGCAGCUGUGCGCCGACGUGCUGCUGCACUCGACGCCGGGUGAGUUCCGCUUCGUGCGGGAGCUGGACGGGCAGUGGCUACAUCCGUUCGUGGGCCCUCUGGACUACGUGGAGGGCCAGGAGAGCCUGCUGUACCGCGACGCGCCGGGGAAACGCGUGACGACGCCGCUGGAGCUGUUCUACUGCGAGCAGCGGCAGCUGUACUUGGUGCAGCAGCGGUCGCCGGUGGUCCAGGGGUACGAGAACGAGUUCUGCAAGGAGGUGCUGCUGCCGCUGCUGGAGGAGCUGGCGCCGCAGCGCGUGGUGGUGUUGGACUCGGUGGGGGAGUUCGAGACCGAGGUGCCGGUGCACACGGAGACGAUGGAGUCGCGGUUCUCGGUUGCCACAUGCAAUGUGACGUCGAUCAGCGACGUUGCCAAGGAGUUCGCGGAGGGGCUGCAGCUGGACGAGCAGAACGACCUGUCAGUCAACAGCACGCUGUUCAGCUUCAGGCAGGGGAGCUUCCAGCGGGGCAUCUCGACGGAGCAGUUCAUCUUCAAGUUCAGCUACCACCUGCUGCACUCGCCGCUGGCAAGAUCUGCGGAUUUCGCGGAGCUGUCAUAUGUAAGCAUAUUCAUCCACGAGGGAGACAACAACGAGGAUGCGCUGCUGCUGUGCACGGAGCUGCCGACGUUUGUGGAGGUCUUCCCCCGCCUGGAGACGCUGCGCACGCCAAUCUCGUGGAAGGGCGUGUACGGGUCAAGAAGGAUUCCAGAUGGAUACGAUGAGGGCCUAUAUAUUUAA
Molecule: messenger RNA, 891 nt
Organism: Eremothecium gossypii ATCC 10895
Lineage: Eukaryota; Fungi; Ascomycota; Saccharomycetes; Saccharomycetales; Saccharomycetaceae
Gene: ADD66
Product: Add66p
Exons: 1
Coding region: 1-891 (296 amino acids)
Biological process (GO): proteasome assembly
Cellular component (GO): nucleus; cytosol
Source: RefSeq, marked provisional